This is a messenger RNA of Chionomys nivalis (European snow vole), 1115 nucleotides long. RefSeq names its product transcription elongation factor A like 8 (gene Tceal8). NCBI's taxonomy places the organism in Eukaryota, Metazoa, Chordata, Mammalia, Rodentia, Cricetidae. The coding region runs from base 199 to 552 and encodes 117 amino acids. The transcript is spliced from 3 exons. The record is from RefSeq and is a predicted model, not a curated record.
UGACCAGCAGUCGACGUGUGCAGAAGUCCUUAUAGUCCAGGCCCAGUUCCUCAGUAGCAGCUCAGUCCUGCAAGAGAAGAGUAACCCAGCGCUUUCCAGGACUCUUGUCUUUGGGGCGCGACAUAAAUCGAGGUGCAAGAAGAGAGGCGAAUCUUCAGAUACCUACAGGGUUAAUUUAUUCAAAAAAAAAUACUCAACAUGCAAAAGUCUUGUGACGAGAGUGAAGGAACACCCCAGAAUACACCAAAGGCAGAUGAAGGCCAUCCUUCAGAAGACUCACCUCAGCAGGCAAGAGGAAAUCUUCAGGCUUCUGGAGAAAGUGUGGGGGAGGAUGCAGAUGGAAGUCUUAGAGCAGAGCCUGCUCAACCCAGCCCUGAACCUAAAGAGGACACUCCCACAAGGCAUCUGAACCCUGAAGAAGUGAUGAGAGGAGUGGAUGAGUUGGAAAGGCUUAGGGAAGAGAUAAGAAGAGUAAGAAACAAGUUUGUGAUGAUGCAUUGGAAACAAAGACAUUCCCGAAGCCGUCCGUAUCCUGUGUGCUUCAGGCCUUGAAAUCUUUUUUUCUCUGAUGUUGAAAUCUGGCUGCUGCUUUCUUUCUCUUAGCGUUUUCUGAUGUAUCUUUGAACUUCAUUUUACUUUUAAUUACCUGGCGGUAUUUUAGAUAGUUUCGGUGUUACCAGCAUCUCAUUGGAUUUUUGGAUUUUGACCCAUUUUCCACGUUUAUUUUUCAGUUGGAAAGUUUCACCCUUAUGCAUGGAAAUGUGUUCAUUCCAUAUUAUACAAUUUAAAAGCAGCAUAUUUAGUACCAACUCGCAUAUAUAGGAAAAUUCCUAAUUAUGUGUGUACAUGUAUAAUUAUAUGUAUCAAAAAACUUAACAGUGCUUUUUUGUGUGGUGUGUUUUAAUUUUGCCUUUUGCUUGUGUGUAUUUUUUAAUGAAUAUGUGUCUCACAAAGAACUGCAGAUUUUUUAAUAGUGGGAGUUAAUUAAAAUUAAUUUGUAACCAGCUUGUAGAAGCAAUAAAGGCACUAAACUCUUGAUGAAGAACUAUUAAAAAGAAAUGUAAACCUGGAAUUACCUCUGGAUUUCUUAGCCAGAGGAAUAAAACUGGCAAUCA